This is a messenger RNA of Monopterus albus (swamp eel), 2426 nucleotides long. It is a transcript of the gene fam3a, whose product is annotated as FAM3 metabolism regulating signaling molecule A. Lineage: Eukaryota; Metazoa; Chordata; Actinopteri; Synbranchiformes; Synbranchidae. The transcript is spliced from 11 exons. Bases 1161 to 1847 code for a protein of 228 amino acids. The record is from RefSeq and is a predicted model, not a curated record.
UCUGUAUACACAGCACAGACGGGUUUGGCAAUAGACGGAAGACAUUCAUGGGUUAAGUAUAUAGGGUUAAGAUAAUCAUAAGCGGUUUUUCUAUUUAUGCGUGUCGAAUGCGCAGUAGCAAAACUUCGACUGAAUAUUUUGGGCUCAGUCUGUCUUCUCUCUGAAAGCUGGGGUUGUCCCUCGAUGAGCAAACAGCGCAAGAAAUAGUCAAGUCCCGAGUGGCAGGAGCAACAGCUCUUCUCUUCCAGCAGAGAAGAGCCAGUACCCGCUUGUAACGUGGAUAUAGUAGUUUCACCCGUAAUUUUCACCUGUUUUGAGAAAACGAUCAAUAAAGGAGCAAGACACUCAGUUCCUGGCUCGUGAAAAUCGAGUUUGGCUUGCUGUUUACCUACGUUCACACACUGGGCGUGUAAAACACAUAGUGGGAACAGUACAGUGAAAAGCCAUGUGCAGCAGUUGGUGAAGGGUGAAAUACAAGACACAGCCAUGGACAACGAUCAGGAUAGAAGCAGCAUAAAUGAUAAAGCUACCUCUGAAGCCAGCCACAGCUCUUCAACCUCAUCCAAGGCUCCAUCUAAAGCCAACUUCAGACACUCACUUUCUGCAAAGUCCUCUAGUUGAAGCAGCCACCAGAGCCUGAGCCUCAGCUGAAGCUGCACUAACUAAAGCUGCCUACACCAAGAGACAAUUGGAAAUCAAAAGGCAAAGGGAAAGGCUGGAAUUAGGAAAGGCUAUGUUAGAAGCAGAUUUAGAGGUAUUAGAGAUGGAGAAAUGUACAGAAAUAGAUGACGAUCUGACACGGUAAUGCCCAGUUCACAAGAAAGCACAUCCCCUAGCUAAAUGCAGAGCCUUUCAGACGAAAACACUUGUAGAAUGACAAAACAUACUCAAAGAAAACAAACGUUGCUUCAGAUGUUGCUCCCCAAAUCACACAAUAAAAGACUGUCGAAUAACACUCAAGUGUCGCGAGUGUCAAACCGAAACACACUGCUCUGCUAUGCACCCUGACACACGUCAACAACCUCAGUCACCACCCACAGCUGCGCCAGCCGUGGAGUCCAAAAGCAGCGGCUCAUCUGAGAUAACAUCACGGUGCACUGAAAUCCGUGGUGAAGGCAGCUCUCCUCGCUCCUGCUCUAAGGUCUAUGAGACGGUGAAUCAUGAGAUUAACAGGCCCCCUGAGAGGUGUGGCUGUGCUGCUGUUGGUGGGGCUCACCUUGCUGCUGGCAAACACUUUAUUUGGAGGGGAGAGUGGUUCAUCUCUGCUACAUUUCAUUAGUGGUGCGAGUGAGGAACCAACACUUGAACCCCACCAUCGAAAGUAUAAAUGUGGACUUUCAGCCCCCUGCCCCCCAAAGCAUUUGGCUUUCCGCCUGGUGUCCGGUGCUGCAAACGUCAUUGGCCCCAAAAUCUGUGUGGAGGACAGGAUGCUACUCAGCAGUGUGAAGAACAAUGCUGGCAGAGGACUAAACAUAGCUUUGGUGAAUGGAGUGACAGGAGAGCUCUUGGACACAAAGGCCUUUGACAUGUGGGCAGGAGAUGUUUCUGACCUGUUGAAGUUUAUCCGGCCACUCCACGAGGGGACACUCGUGUUCGUGGCUUCCUUUGACGAUCCAGCUACAAAGCUGAAUGAUGAGGCUCGACGAUUGUUCGAGGAGCUUGGGAGCACAGCAGUAAAGGAGCUGGCCUUUAGAGACAGCUGGGUGUUUGUUGGAGCCAAGGGCAUUGAGAAUAAGAGUCCCUUUGAGCAGCGUAUGAAGAACAGUAAGAGCAGCAACAAGUAUGAAGGUUGGCCCGAGUCUCUGGAGAUGGAUGGAUGUAUACCCUUGCGGCCUCCCCUGGAGUGACAGUCCUGCCCGGAUCUCCUUCACAUAACUACAGUAGCACCUGGAGUAGAGCAGCAAUGGAAAGCCAAGGAACUGCUGAAUGACUGAAACCAUCCAUGGCCACUUUUGUUUUCUCUCUUGUGGCAAAGGCACCUGUUAACUGCAAAGAUUGUCUUGAUAUAUUCAGAACUGCUGGAACCUGUUGUAGAGGAUUUGUGCAUUAUGAGACACUUUUAAGCUGAGGUAACAUUAAACAAGGAAAAUGUUUGCGUCAGCCUAAGGAAACCUAAGAUACCAAAUAUUUGAUGACCAAAAUAAUUUGUGAAUGAAUACAGCUGGAGCAGGUCUUCCACAGUCAUUGUAGGAAAUGGAUACAUUUUCUCUGUUCAAGCUUGCCUUUAGUGUGUCAACAUUCUGUGUUUGAGUGUCAGAAGAGAUGCCUAACUGGUUUAACACUAGGUGAAACAUAAUCUGUGACAUCAAAAGGAAAAUAACUGGAGUACUGUAGUAGAUAAAAACAAACAUUCUAAGCACCUGGUUGAUGGAAGAUUUUAUAUAUUAAAUACACUAAUAUACAGUGGGUACGGAAAGUAUUCAGAC